Penicillium cosmopolitanum is the source of this 4254-nucleotide messenger RNA. RefSeq lists its product as uncharacterized. The transcript is spliced from 3 exons. Bases 1 to 4254 code for a protein of 1417 amino acids. Gene Ontology annotation, molecular function: RNA binding; ATP binding. NCBI's taxonomy places the organism in Eukaryota, Fungi, Ascomycota, Eurotiomycetes, Eurotiales, Aspergillaceae. Gene Ontology annotation, cellular component: intracellular anatomical structure. The record is from RefSeq and is a predicted model, not a curated record.
AUGACAACAAGAGCAAACGCCUACGCCUACAUCCGGGGUAUCAAGAAAAUACCAAAUCUCUCAGGAAGUCGCUCAUUUCUCCGACCCCUCCCCCGCGAUGCCAGCCCAAUCGCUUCGUUGCUCCGUCUUCGACGAGACGUGCACACGACCCGCAGACCGUCGACGGCCGUGACGAUUCGAGACAAUAAUGCCGCAGUUGGAAAUACCAUACAGUCGAAAAUUCGUAUAGGGAAAAUCUCGAACCUCUGUCCUGGUAUUCGUGGCUUUUCUACUCCGGUCAAAGCGAAACCCAUUGCAGACGCAAGUUUAUUCGACGAGCCCGCGCAGAAAGACGAAACAAUCAGCCCAGGCGAGAAAUCGAUCGUUUUACCGGAGGAUGGGGCCUAUCUGGGGGACGAUGCCGAAUCGCGCGAUGAUACCCUGAUUAAAGGAGAAUACUUCAUUUUCUCCAUGUUGAUAUCCGAAAAAUUCCCGGACCGGCUUGAAAUAACAUACAAUCAGCAAGAAGAGAAAUCUCCUUGGGAAUGUUCUAUUUCCUUUUCUUUCAAUGAAGGAAACACUAUAUCUGCUACCGGGAUUGCAAAUAUGAAAGUAGGUUUUCGCUCACCUGAUUCCCUGGUCCAUGAUUUCCUAACGUUUCUGCGGACAAAAAGCACAAAGCAACAAGAAAAGCUUUCAUGGAGCUUUACACAGAAGCUCGAUCUAGUUCUAUCUGGGGAGAAACUACAAUCCGAUCCCAUGGUUAGACAAAUAUUGGAAACCAUGCUUCCUUUCAUAGACAAAGGUGCUGUAAACCCAAUCGAACUGGGCGGGGAGAAGUUUGAUCGUGUUGGGGAGAUGAAUAUGCAUAAAAACGGGAUUUUACGGCUCGAUCGGCCAAAACGACUUAGCAAAACGAGAUCUGUAUGGUCCGCGGAGCUCAGAAUACCGGGCCAACCAAGUAUGAAGACCAGAUUCAAACUAGGGUCCAUGUCCCAACUCUUCUUGCCAUGCAGACAAGUCGCGCGCCUUUUUUUGAUUGCGGAGUUGUAUCGGAAUGGCCUGUGGGAGAGCCUGGAUAACGCACUUGAAGAGGUUAUCAAUUCUCAGAAUGCUUCAGAGGAGUCUCACCAGGAAAAGGAAGCUACAUCGACAGAUAAUACCAUCUCAGAGAGGAAGGUUGUCACGAUGGCCAACUCCAAUCCAGAGGAAGAAGAUUCCAAUUCUCAAAAUGCUUCAAAGCACGAGUCUCACCCGGAAAAGGAAGCUAUAUCGACAGAUAAUGCCAUCUCACAUGAAAAGGCCGUCACGACGGAUAAAUCGAAUACAGAGGCGGAAGCUCGAUCGGAAGAAGCAUCCACCGCCACCAAAAAAAGUCCUUCAGAUCAAGGCUAUGUUAGGUUGACUGCGGAUGACGAUCUACUUGACAUGAUGGGGCUCUUCCGAAACGAUUUACUCAAGGCUUUGAAAGACAUGAAAAAGACGAAAGCGGAUCUUGGACCAAAUAAAGGUGGAAGAUACUUGUCCAACACCUCCCGGGGCUUUCGUUCCUACUACCACAGCAAAUACCAUUCAAAAAGGCUCAAAAAGGCAUUGGAAAAGCUGCGCGGGUCGAAGAGUCCAAAAUUGCUUGAUAUCCGGUCAAAAGUGGCUGACCUGCCAAUCAUGAAAUUCAGACAGCAAGUCCUAGAUCUUGUCAACAAUAACCCGUUCAGUAUAAUUGUUGCCGAGACCGGCUCUGGAAAAUCUACGCAGGUCCCCCAGAUGAUCUUGGAUGAUGCAAUUGACCAGGAUGUCGGGGGCGACUGCAAUAUCCUCUGUACCCAACCUCGGCGCCUCGCCACUUCCCGUCUGGCGGAGAGGAUUUCCCAAGAAAGAAAUGAAAACAUUGGGGAGACAGUAGGUUACAUUGUUCGACACGCCCGUCAGGUAUCCGAAAACACGCAUAUCACGUUCUGCACCACAGGAGUUCUUUUGAAAAUCUUGCAAGACUCAGUUCGCAAUGUUGGAUCCUUCUCUCACAUCAUCAUUGAUGAAGUUCACGUACGAGACAUCGGAAUUGACUUUGUGAUGCUCCUGUUGAGGAAUUUGGUUCGAAAUUGCCAAGGAAAUGGUCGGAAAGCCCCUAAGAUUACCCUGAUGAGCGCAACAGUGGACACCAAACUAUUCUCUGACUACUUUAGUCUCAAGGGGCCAGGAGGGUCACGCAUUUUUGCUCCCCACAUCACCAUUCCGGGCCGCCAAUUUCCCGUGCAGCAUCAUUAUCUUGACGAAAUACUCUCUGAUAUAGGGCAUUCUCCACACGCCUCCCAAUUGAAGGAGCUUCUACAAGAGGAUGAGACUGAGAAAUUCUUGCAUAAGCACUACGCUCUAUUUGGAGAAACCGAGCCGGAAGAACCCGUAGAGACAGACUCUACCAGUGCCUCCAUAUCUCCCCGCCUCGUGUCAUCCGAAGAGGAUAUCCAUAUGCCCUCCGGUCUCUACACCGCGACGAUUCUCCAUAUCCUGUCCACAACAACAUCUGGAUCGAUCGUGUGCUUCCUUCCAGGUCUGCGUCAUAUCCAGGAGGUCAAACAUCGUCUCAUGUUACAUGGGACUGAAUUGAACCUUGACAUGUCGGAUGAGAGUCGUUUCAGAGUCGGGGUUCUGCACUCACAACUCCCAGAGGAGCAAGAAAAGCUGAACCUCGACGUACCAAGCGACUGCCGAAGGAUCAUCCUGUCGACUGAUAUUGCCGAGGCUUCUGUCACGAUCCCAGAUAUCAAGUACGUAAUUGACUCCGGGAAAGUGAACCAAUUGCUCGUCGAUCAAAAACGCAACUGCAGUCGGUUGGCCAACUGCUGGGCCACGCAGUCCAAUGCUCAACAGCGAGCUGGGCGAGUUGGUAGAGUCCAGGCUGGAGACUACUACUACAUUGGAACCAAAAAGCGAUUUGACACUCUUCGCAUCACCCCGACGCCCGAAAUGCUCCGAGGUUCCUUGCUAGACACCUGCUUGCGUGCGAAGAAUUUUGCCGGCAAAGAAUCAAUUUCGAGUUUCCUUGAAAAAACCAUCGAACCGCCCAACAACGAUGAGGUGCUUGCGAACGUGGAAUCCCUGAAGCAGCUCCAGGCCCUGGACGAGAACGAGAACAUCACAACUCUAGGCCACCUAAUCUCCCAGCUAGCCCUGCCUCCCCAUUUGGCCAAGCUGGUCAUGCUGGGUAUCAUCUUCCGUUGUCUGGAUUCAUUGCUCAUUCUGGCAUCUAUCGGAGUCCAGUCGUCCCUCUUCAUCCGCAAUACGGAACCCAAUACCAGGAGUUUGGUCCAGGCCUCGUGCAUUGAAUUCGCCGAUGGAAGUUCCAGCGAUCAUAUCAGUGCGCUCAAUGCUUUCAGAGCUGUUCGGAAGAUACAUCAUGAACACGGGAUAUCUAAAGCAAAGGAAUAUGCCAAGGAGCAUAUGAUUCGAUUCAACUCUUACAGUAUGGUGCUUCGGACAACCAGACAUGUCUUUGACAAGUUACAACGAGAAGAUAUUGUCUCGAGAGAGCAUUCCAGAUAUGAUGAUCAAUCACAAGUCGGCGGCUCGAGACUAAAUACCAACUCGCACCACACCCCACUCAUCAAAGCACUGCUGCUGCACUGUCUCUUCCCGCGCAUCGCAGCACCAAAAAUGAACCCUCGAUCCUGGAAAUUUGCCACAGACUACGAUUCCCGCUCAAUGAUUCACCCACGUAGUGUGGUCAUGGCAGGUUGUACAUUCAAGACACCGCCGAAGUCCUUGACGGUAUACAGUUCCAAGGUGGAAACUACCUCGCCAGACCCAUUUAUCAUCGAGAAUACCCUCGUCUCGCCAUUGAUGGCGACUAUGUUUGGUGGCAGACUUACCUGGGACAAGAAGGAGAUGCUCAUGGACUCAUGGCUGAACCUCGACAUCAACACGGAGAAAGCAAUGGCCGACAACGACGAAGCAGCCCGAAGCUUGAUCGAGCUACAAAAGGCCAUCAAUCUUUGCUUGACUACUGCUUAUGACACCCUAGCCAGUGGCGUCGAACUGCCCAGAAGCUACCGCAAGAGAAUCGCAUACAUGCAAGACCGAAAAACGCUCUAUAUUACCCUCGCCGAAUCCGUCAUGGAACUACUCGAUCGAGAUCGUAAUGCAGAGCCCGUCGAACAUUUGUCAGAUGUUUUGUCCUUGUGGGAUGAUACGUACUUCAAGGAUGAAGAUGUGGAUUUGGAACAUGCGAACUUAAACUUGGUCGACUCGGGAGUUCUGGAAAAUUCCAUCGACGAAUAG